Leptonychotes weddellii (Weddell seal) is the source of this 3946-nucleotide messenger RNA. It is a transcript of the gene RBM12B, whose product is annotated as RNA binding motif protein 12B. The record is from RefSeq and is a predicted model, not a curated record. Gene Ontology annotation, molecular function: RNA binding. Lineage: Eukaryota; Metazoa; Chordata; Mammalia; Carnivora; Phocidae.
GUUACCCUUGGGGCGUCGGGGUGGGGAGGGGUUGGCGAUGGGGACGGAAGAAGAGGGAAAGGCGGGGCCGGCAGCCGCGCCGGGAGCUAGCGUAGCUUCUGCCGUUAGGGCACCCUCAUUCCUUGCUAAACACCGACUUUCCCGUCAGCCUCCAUGUGGUGUGGUGUGUGCGCUGCCCAGUUUUCUUAAGAGUGAAGAUCUCGAAGGAUUUCAUAGUUAAGUUGCUUUUACAGAAUUAACAGGUCUCCAAGAAAUUUUAAAAAGGUCAUUAUUGCUGUGGUUUGAGCUCAGCAUGGCUGUAGUCAUCCGUUUACUGGGGCUUCCUUUUAUUGCGGGGCCUGUGGAUAUUCGUCACUUCUUCACGGGAUUGACUAUUCCUGAUGGAGGAGUGCAUAUAAUUGGAGGGGAAAUUGGGGAGGCUUUUAUUAUAUUUGCAACAGAUGAAGAUGCAAGACGUGCCAUAAGUCGUUCAGGAGGGUUUAUCAAGGAUUCAUCUGUAGAGCUCUUUCUUAGUAGUAAGGCAGAAAUGCAGAAGACUAUAGAAAUGAGAAGAACUGAUCGCAUAGGAAGAGAGCGACCAGGAUCUGGGGCGUCAGGGGCUGGCAGCUUGUCUAACUUUGUUGAGGCUAUUAAAGAAGAAGCAAGUAAUUCUGGAUAUGGCUCUCCAAUUAAUCAAGAUGCUGGGUUUCAUACUAAUGGUACAGGACAUGGUGAUUUAAGGCCAAGAAAGACACGGCCAUUGAAGGCAGAGAAUCCUUACUUGUUUCUGCGAGGUUUGCCUUACUUAGUAAAUGAAGAUGAUGUACGUGUCUUUUUCUCUGGUUUGUGUGUGGAUGGCGUAAUUUUCUUGAAACAUCAUGAUGGCCGAAAUAAUGGUGAUGCCAUAGUAAAAUUUGCUUCAUGUAUUGAUGCUUCAGGAGGUCUUAAAUGUCAUAGAAGUUUUAUGGGUUCAAGAUUCAUAGAAGUAAUGCAAGGCUCAGAACAGCAGUGGAUUGAGUUUGGUGGUAAUGCAAUUAAGGAGGUUGACAUUCCUAUGAGAACUGAAGAACAUUCUCCACCAAGAGGAAUUAAUGAUCGACAUUUUCGAAAACGAUCUCAUUCAAAAUCUCCCAGAAGAACACGUUCUCGUUCUCCUCUUGGAUUUUAUGUUCACUUAAAAAAUCUAUCCCUAAGUAUUAAUAAGAGAGAUUUAAGAAAUUUCUUUAGAGAUACUGAUCUGACUAAUGAACAGAUUAGAUUUUUAUAUAAAGAUGAAAGAAGAACAAGAUACGCAUUUGUGAUGUUCAAAACUCUGAAAGACUAUAACACCGCUCUGGGUUUACAUAAGACAGUUUUACAGUAUCGUCCAGUUCAUAUUGAUCCUGUUUCUAGAAAACAAAUGCUGAAGUUCAUUGAAUGUUAUGAAAAGAAAAGACCAGUGUCAAUAGAGAAAGAGAGGCUUGGACAUAUUUCACAAAAAUACUCUCAAGAAGGCUACUCUGGCCAGAAACUGUGUAUAUAUAUAAGAAAUUUUCCUUUUGAUGUUACAAAAGUUGAAGUGCAAAAGUUCUUUGCGGACUUCUCUCUUGCAGAGGAUGACAUUUACUUACUUUAUGAUGACAAAGGAGUUGGUCUGGGAGAAGCAUUGGUGAAAUUCAAAACAGAAGAACAGGCCAUGAAAGCUGAACGUUUAAACCGACGGAGAUUCUUGGGGACAGAGGUAUUGUUAAGACUUAUAUCUGAGGCACAAAUGCAGGAGUUUGGUGUAAAUUUUUCCUUGAUGCCCACUGAGAGAAUGCAAGACCAUUCACAGUCAUGUGAUAGAGAUGACCAUUCCCAUUCAUUUGACUCAAGUGAUCCACCAAUAUACGCAGUUGGCCCAUCUGAAAACUUUAGGCAUCAGCAAGAGGACUUGAGGCAACUGGACAAUUUCAAGCAAACCCAGGCGGAUUUCCGACAGCUUGACAGGAGCCUUCCAGAAGACUUUAGGCAUUCCCCAGAGGACUUCAGGCGCUCCCCAGAAGACUUCAGGCGCCCUCGGGAGGAACACUUCAGGCGGCCUCUUGAGGAGGAUUUCAGGCGCCCUUGGGAGGAGGAUUUCAGGUACCCUCGGGAGGACUUCAGGUACCCUCGGGAGGAGGACUGGAGGCGGCCACCCGAGGAGGAUUUCAGACGGCCUCCCAAGGAGGACUUCAGGCGACCCCCCGAGGAGGACUGGAGGCGACCCCCCGAGGAGGACUGGAGGAGGCCCCUGGAGGGAGACUUUAGGCGGCCACCUGAGGAGGAUUGGAGGCGGCCUCCUGAGGACGACUUCAGGCGGCUUCCCCAAGGGGAAUGGAGACGACCACCCGAGGAGGACUUCAGGCGACCACCCGAGGAGGACUUCAGGCGACCUCCCGAGGAGGACUUCAGGCGGCCCCCUGAGGAGGAUUUCAGGCGACUUCCGGAGGAAGACUUCAGGCGACCUCCCGAGGAGGAUUUCAGGCGUUCUCCUGAGGAGGAUUUCAGGCGUACUCCUGAGGAGGAUUUCAGGCGACCGCCCCCGGAACACUUCAGGCGGCCGCCCCCGGAGCACCUCAGGCGGCCGCCCCCGGAGCAUUUCAGGCGGCCGCCCCAGGAGCACUUCAGGCGGCCGCCUCAGGAGCACUUCCGCCGGCCACCCCAGGAGCACUUCCGCCGGCCGCCUCAGGAGCAUUUCCGGCGGCCACCCCAGGAACAUUUCAGGCGCCCCCGAGAGGAAGAUUUCAGGCACCCACCGGAUGAAGAUUUCAGGGGCCCUCCUGAUGAAGACUUCAGGCAUCCUCCUGACGAGGACUUCAGGAGCCCCCAGGAGGAAGAUUUUAGAUGCCCUUCUGAUGAGGACUUCAGGCGGCUCCCGGAGGAAGACCUCAGGGAACCUCCAGAAGAGGACGCUAGACUUCCUGACAGUUUUAGACCUCCUGCUGAGGAGUUUAGGAACCCACCUGAUGACUUUAGAAGUCAUCGCCCUUUUGUGAAUUUUGGUCGCCCAGAAGGUGGCAAGUUUGAUUUUGGAAAGCGCAGUAUGGGAAGUUUACCUGAGGGGAGAUUUAUGCCUGACCCAAAAUUAAAUUGUAGUUCAGGUAGAGUAACACCUAUUAAGAUAAUGAAUCUUCCAUUUAAAGCUAAUGUUAAUGAAAUUCUAGACUUUUUCCAUGGCUAUAGAAUCAUACCUGAUUCAGUUUCAAUACAGUAUAAUGAACAAGGAUUACCUACAGGGGAAGCCAUUGUUGCUAUGAUAAACUAUAAUGAAGCUAUGGCUGCUAUUAAAGAUCUAAAUGAUAGGCCAGUUGGCCCUCGCAAAGUUAAGUUACUGUUGCUCUAGAGAGCAUUUCUAAAUUCAGUAACAUCCCCACAGUAUUGAUGCAGUAAAAUGCAUUUGUUUUUAAGUGUUUAUUUUUAAUGAUCUAAUGAAAAACAUUUUAAUUUGACUUGUGAAUAGAACAAAUGUAAAUAUUAGAAUGUGAAUCUGGUUUUCUUUUGCUUGCAAAUUGCCAUUCAGUUUUUCUAAUUUAAAAUUAUAUAUGCCCCCCCCUUUUUUUUUUGGACAGUGGGGGAGAAAAUUCCGAGUGCAUUAAUUUUUGUUGGUAUCUUGGGUAAACCUCAAGACUUGUAUAGUAGAGCUGUAUUUGGGGAAGAUAAAUUUUAUAUUCACUUUUGUUUCCAGUCUGUAGUCUACAUCUUAUACUGUAUAAGGAAAUGGUCAGUGAUUUAUUGUUCAGGUUUAGCAUUUUUAUUGCUAACUGCCUGCAGAAUUAAUGCCCUCUUCUUUGUCUGAGAUAUUACUGUGUUAAGCCUCCCGUUAAUUAUAAAUAGUUCAAAAUAGACAGACUGUGAAUUUGAAGUUUACUUAUGUAAAAAGCUUAGGAGAUUCUUGAAGUUUCCAUGUUCGUAACCGCAAAGUUUUAUAAAAAUAAAAAAAUUGCAACUGAAUAGACCAACUAAUUAA